UCGUCGUCGCUCUUCCACUGCCUCUCAUCUCCACACACGUAACUGCCUCCCUCUCCAUCAUUCCUUCCCUCCUCCUCCUCCUCCUCCUCCUGAUGAGAAGCUGAAGUUCGACUCUUCUCCGCCUCCGCAAAUCUCCAUGGCGAGAACCCUAAUCUCAUCCCCGCAGUUCCUCGGCACGCCCCUCCCGCCGCCCCCUCGCCGGCGGCCUCCUCCUCCGCGGGCCGCCUCACCUCCGCCGGCUCGCCCCCCACACCGCCGCCACAGAGUGAAGUUCAGCUUCCACGACAUCCCUCCCGUCCACUCCUUCGACUCCUCUCCUCUCGAUCUGAGCUCCGCGCUCGGCCGCGCCGAGGGCUUGCUCUACACGCUCGCCGACGCCGCGGUCGCCGCGGCGGAUUCGGCCGCCGCCGGAGCUGAUCCCAGCUCGACGGACGUGGCGGCGCAGAAGAGCGGAGGAUGGUUCGGGUUCAUAUCCGAUGGCAUGGAAUUCGUUCUUAAGGUGUUGAAGGAUGGACUCAGUGCGGUGCAUGUCCCCUACGCAUACGGCUUCGCAAUUAUAUUGCUUACUGUAAUUGUAAAGAUUGCCACCUUGCCUUUGACGAAGCAGCAGGUGGAAUCUACUUUGGCCAUGCAAAAUCUCCAACCUAAGAUCAAAGCUAUACAGCAAAGAUAUGCAGGGAAUCAGGAAAGAAUACAACUUGAGACAUCACGACUAUACAGGCAGGCUGGGGUCAAUCCUUUGGCAGGAUGCCUCCCAACUCUAGCAACCAUACCUGUCUGGAUUGGUCUAUAUCAAGCUCUCUCUAAUGUGGCAAAUGAGGGAUUAUUAACAGAAGGUUUCUUUUGGAUCCCCUCUUUGGGUGGACCUACUACAAUUGCUGCCCGACAAAGUGGAUCUGGCAUUUCUUGGCUCUUCCCAUUUGUGGAUGGUCAUCCUCCAUUGGGUUGGAGUGACACUGUGGCAUACCUAGUUUUACCUGUCCUUCUUGUUGUUUCUCAGUUCGUGUCAAUGGAGCUUAUGAAACCUCCUCAGUCGGAUGAUCCAGCUCAAAAGAACACACUACUUGUUUUCAAAUUUCUUCCUCUGAUGAUUGGUUACUUCUCCUUGUCCGUCCCAUCAGGAUUAUCAAUCUACUGGUUUACAAACAAUGUCCUGAGUACAGCACAACAAGUGUGGUUACGCAAAUUAGGAGGGGCAAAGCCUGUCGUGACUGAAAAUGCAAGUGGCAUCAUCACAGCUGGGCGUGCAAAACGAUCAGCUGCUCAGCCAGCACGGCAAGGAGAAAGGUUUAGGCAAUUGAAGGAAGAAGGAAAGAAGAAGUUAAGCAAGGCACUACCGGCAGAAGACAUUGAUGUAGCGACUGGGUCAGAUGCUGAUGAAGAUGGCUCAGAUGAAGAUUCUCCAGACAAGGGGGAUGAAGUCUUGGAGGGAGCUUAUGCUUCUACUGGCAGCAAACAGACACCAGAGCUUAAUCGGCCGAGGAGAAGCAAAAGGUCGAAGCGGAAACGUGCCGUAUGAUUUUGUACUGUUCAAUAUAUUUUUGUAGUCUACAGUGAGUCCUUGUAUAUCUGUGGAAGUUGUAUUUAGCUAAAUUAUAGCCAUUUUUUUUGUACUGGUGCCUACACGUUUCUCGUGAAUUAAUGCCAUCAACAAAAGUUAGCUACUUGCUUGA
Messenger RNA from Eucalyptus grandis, 1673 nucleotides. Its product is annotated as inner membrane protein PPF-1, chloroplastic. Gene Ontology annotation, cellular component: chloroplast thylakoid membrane. The record is from RefSeq and is a predicted model, not a curated record. NCBI's taxonomy places the organism in Eukaryota, Viridiplantae, Streptophyta, Magnoliopsida, Myrtales, Myrtaceae. Gene Ontology annotation, biological process: protein insertion into membrane; thylakoid membrane organization; protein localization to chloroplast. Gene Ontology annotation, molecular function: membrane insertase activity. Bases 137 to 1519 code for a protein of 460 amino acids. The transcript is spliced from 11 exons.